Trichosurus vulpecula (common brushtail) is the source of this 2281-nucleotide messenger RNA. RefSeq names its product sphingomyelin phosphodiesterase 3 (gene SMPD3). Gene Ontology annotation, biological process: sphingomyelin metabolic process. Gene Ontology annotation, molecular function: sphingomyelin phosphodiesterase activity. The transcript is spliced from 7 exons. The record is from RefSeq and is a predicted model, not a curated record. Bases 275 to 2281 code for a protein of 668 amino acids. Lineage: Eukaryota; Metazoa; Chordata; Mammalia; Diprotodontia; Phalangeridae. Gene Ontology annotation, cellular component: extracellular region; cytoplasm.
CCUCAGGCCAUCUCUGCAGCACAGUAUGGCCCCCUGUAAUGAACAAUGACUGACCUUGGAAGAUUGCAGAGGCCCAGAGAACAGAGCCUUAGACCCCUUUUCUAUGGUCUGGUUGCCCAUCUUCUCUUUCAGAGGUGACGACUUUCAAUAGCAAACCCAGGACUGACGAUCCUUCCCCGCCUUGCCCCCUCACCCUCAACACACCAGCUUGGACCACUCAUCGUCCUGGACACCAUGUAGUAGGGCUUCAACGGGUCGUGACGACUGAGUUGCAAUGGUUUUACACAAUUCCCCAUUUCCCUGCUGCUGUCUGUCCGUUCUGCAUCGCUUUUCUUGGGCUCUGAUCUGCCCAUUUUACUGGCUUGUGGACAGACUCGUAGCCUCCUGGAUACCAACGACCAAUGAAAAGUGCCAAAGGGGCUCUCUGUGCUGGGUCCUACGCUUCAUCUUCACCACACCCAUUUACUUGGCUCUCUGUACUUUGUCGAUACCCAGUGCCAUAUUAGGGUUUCUCUUGUGGAAUCCUCUCCAGCUAUGUAGGCGACCAUACAUCUAUUCUAGGCUGGAAGACAAGAGCCAGGCCAGUGGUACAAUACUUCUUAAUGAAUGGAAGGCCACGGGCCCUGGGAAAAGUUUCUGUUUUGGCACUGCCAAUGUCUGUCUACUCCCCGAAUGCAUGGCAAGAGUGAACAAUCUUUCCAACACACAAGACCGGGCCAAAGAAAUCGGGCAGAGAAUCCGAAAUGGAGCCAGUAGGCCCCAGAUCAAAAUAUACAUAGAUUCCCCAACAAACACCUCUAUCAGUGCCGCAAGCUUCAGCAGUCUGGCUUCGCCCCAGGGCAGCGAUGGUCCCAACAAAGCCGUCAAUGUGGGCAUCAAGAGAACAACAUCCAUGGAGUACAAGGGCGACAAUGGGAGUCCAAACAACAGCGAAGAGAACAGGAACCCCAAAACUGGUGGUGACUUUCAUGAUGUCGAAGACAAUGCCUGCAUCAUCCGGAUUGGUGGAGAGGAUGGCGGCCAGCUGUCUGACCCAGAAGCCGAUGGCACCGGUGACUGCCAGAUGGAAACAUCUCCAGAGAAUAAAUCAGAGGGCCAGAAGGGCCAGACAUCCAACCAUAAGGCGAAGGAUGGGGACUCUGGAAGCUUAGACAGCUACACGGCUUCUAGAGAGUCCCUGGUGAAGGUCCGGAUUGGGGAGAGCACCACGGACCAAAGUUCUGUUAACAACAAGUUGCUCCACAAGACUUCCAUGCUGAAGAAGACCUCUCUGCGAAAAAAGAAGCAUACGGACGAGGUCUUUGACCACGAGAUCUCUGCCUUCUUCCCUGCCAACUUGGACUUUCUGUGCUUACAGGAAGUGUUUGACAAAAGAGCAGCAGGGAAAUUGAAAGACCAGCUCCACCAAUAUUUUGAAUACAUUCUGUACGAUGUUGGGAUCUACGGCUGCUGCUGCCCCUGUAAGAUCCUGAAGAGCUGCUGCCCCUGCGAGAGUCUGAGCAGCUCCUGCCCCUGUAAGAUCCUCAACAGCGGCCUCCUUUUUGCCAGCCGCUACCCCAUUAUGGAUGCUGUCUAUCACUGUUACCCCAAUGGAAGAGGGACUGAUGCCUUUUCUUCAAAGGGAGCUUUGUUUGUUAAGGUACAAGUGGGAAGUACACCUCAGGACCAAAGAAUCGUGGGAUACAUUUCCUGCACCCACUUGCAAGCUGAAGGAGAAGACAGCACCAUUCGAUGUGAACAACUGAAUCAGCUUCAGGAUUGGCUGGCUGAUUUCCGAAAAUCUACCUCCUCCUCCAGCACAGCCAAUCCCGAGGAGCUAGUGGCAUUCGACGUGCUUUGCGGAGACUUCAACUUUGACAACUGCUCUGCUGAUGACAAGCUGGUACAACAACACUCCCUGUUUACACACUACAAGGACCCCUGCCGCCUUGGUCCAGGGGAGGAUAAGCCGUGGGCAAUCGGUACUUUUUUAAAACAAGAUCGCCUCCAUGACGAGGAGGUGUGCACCCCAGACAAUCUGCAAAAGGCCUUGGAAAGUGAAGAAGGGAGGAAGGAAUAUAUUGACUAUCCCACCAGCAAGAGUCAUCCCUCCAACCAGAAGAUCUUGGUGAAGGGUAAUGGUCGGAGAAUUGACUACAUGCUCUACUCAGAGGAGGGGCUCUACCUGGAGUGGAAAGUGGAGGUGGAGGAAUUCAGUUUUAUUACCCAGUUAGCAAGUCUGACUGACCACCUACCUGUGGCCAUGCGCUUGAUGGUCAACACUGGCGAGGAAGAGGUGUAG